AUGCGUUCGAGCUUCUACUGGGAGUGGUAUCGAUUUACCAUAGACAUCGCCUUCGAACCUAUGCCAAUUCCACCAAAACGCCGUCUGAAAGACACCACCUCCACCACCCAACCCCCCAAACCGCGCCAAUCCAAGCUCGCCAAAGAACACAAGCUCACCCCCCUCGAAGAGCAAGAAAUCCGCUCCGCCUUCGCCGACUUCUCCACCCCAAAAAAAGGCACCAAAGAAGGCGUCCUCCCCAUCACCAAAGUCCGCGACGCAAUGAUCACCCUCGCCAUCCCCCCAACCCCCCACGAACUCACCGAAUACCUAUCCAUCCUCGCGCCGUCAGGCGAAGACUACGCGGAAUUCUCAAGCUUUGUGGCGAUCUGCGCGUUGAAAUUCCACAGCCGGACGCGGAAUAGCGAUACGCAUGCAGCGGAGGUGGCGGAGGCGUUUGGGCUGUUCAUGGCGAAGUUUGAGGGCGAGGAGAAGAUUACGCUGGAGGUGUUGAGGGGCGUGGCGAGGGAUAUCAGGGUCGAGGUCGAGGAGGAUGUGUUGAGGGAUAUGAUUUUGGAGGCGAAUGGGGGGAGGGGUGUCGGGGAGGGGGUGGGGAUGAGGGAGUUUGAGGAGGUGGGGAGGAGGGCGGGGAUUUGGAGGUGA
Messenger RNA from Glarea lozoyensis ATCC 20868, 642 nucleotides. RefSeq names its product EF-hand. The record is from RefSeq and is a predicted model, not a curated record. The coding region runs from base 1 to 642 and encodes 213 amino acids. Lineage: Eukaryota; Fungi; Ascomycota; Leotiomycetes; Helotiales; Helotiaceae. The transcript is spliced from 3 exons.